Cantharellus anzutake is the source of this 1187-nucleotide messenger RNA. RefSeq lists its product as uncharacterized. NCBI's taxonomy places the organism in Eukaryota, Fungi, Basidiomycota, Agaricomycetes, Cantharellales, Hydnaceae. The transcript has 4 exons. The record is from RefSeq and is a predicted model, not a curated record. The annotation marks the transcript as partial.
CUUGGUACUACGAUCACUGUGGACCGAUUGGGUCAAGCAUUAUAGACAUUCGAAGACACGACUACUUCGAGCUGUUCUGUAAGCAUAUCUCGGCGAUGACGUAUGCAACUCCUCAGGAGUUUGGUUUCAGCCCUCAUUUUACUACUUCCAACUGGCCACUUCCUCAUGACAAGCAAUGAAUAACCGUUGAAGGUCGGGUCAUUUCAUUCGAUCCCUCUACACCGAUAUAUAUGCUGCCCGCGGUCUUAUUGGAAGAUGCACAUCCGUUUUUGCUGCGAAUAUACAGGACGAUGUUAGUGGCCAAGAUUGUCCAUGCGUGCUCAAACUGUCGUAUCAGCCGUCCCAUCGCAACCCGUCAGAAGUGGAUCAUUACCGACUGCUUUCCACGAAAGGGAUUAAGGGCAUACCCCAAAUCCUCUGCUCGGAAAAGCUCGACAGCCUCGAGGACGGCCCACGCGGAGCCCUUAUGAAAUACGUUUCAAACUAUAAAUUUGGCCCAAUGCGGUACUUGGAGGCUAUCGUCAUGGCCGACGUGCUUAAACCCAUAACGUCUAUCAACACUAACCUGGAAACUAAACUCUUUUUUCAAAUAUUCCUCUCCAUCAUUGAAACACAUCAUCAAGCAUAUGAAGUGACAGGGUUGCUUCAUCGUGACAUUCACACAAACAACUUAAUGUGGAAGAUCGUGGACGGACAGCCCGUUGGAAUGCUGAUUGACUGGGAUUUCAGUAAUCGCUUUCACCCUCAUCCAUUCCUCGCGGUCGAUCUACUCGAGAAAGAACCACAUCCUCGCCUCUAUCGCCAUGAUCUCGAGUCUUUCUUUUGGGUCCUGUGGACUAUCGUUCUGACGAGAGCUGAUGUUGCUGGAUUGGACGAAUUUGUGAAGGUGUCCAGAUGGGAACAAGGCGAUUUGAAUGAACGCAAGACUUGGAAGAUGGCUUUCCUUGACCGAGGACAUGAAGCUGUUGUCCGUCGGCUGAAGGAAAGUACAAAGACCGGCCUUUCCCACCCUAGCGUCGUAGAGUGCCUUCUACGGUUGAGUCACCUUAUUUCUGAUGGUCAGGACGCGUUGCGGCUGCAGGCAAACAGGAGACGUCUCGCGAUCGCAAGUAUGGUCUGUGGCACGCUGGUGGUGGGAGAAUGGAUCGGCGAGAGGACGAGAGCUGAUAUUCCAGCAGCCCAGAUAU